Penicillium expansum is the source of this 264-nucleotide messenger RNA. RefSeq lists its product as uncharacterized. NCBI's taxonomy places the organism in Eukaryota, Fungi, Ascomycota, Eurotiomycetes, Eurotiales, Aspergillaceae. The transcript has a single exon. The record is from RefSeq and is a predicted model, not a curated record. The coding region runs from base 1 to 264 and encodes 87 amino acids.
AUGAUCACGGCGAAGCUGACAGACAAUGCGGCGCCAAGGAUCAACGCCUUCAAGAUUCCUCGAGUUCAGGUGCUUCUCAAGGCAGUUCAAGGCAACAUCAAACCAGGAGGCUCUGGCACAUAUAUUAACCUCCAACAACAAUACAUGUCCCUUGCAUGGGAGAAGUGUGGGAGCGCUCAAGCACUCGGAGCAAAGAUCCGGAAGAUCCAUGCUGAAAACCCCCUCCUUGACCCUGAAUGGGUGCGCAAGGGGUGUGGGGAUUGA